AUGAAAACCAGGCCUGUUCCCAAGGUCCAAAAUACGGAGCAAUGGAAAAAGAGGUUCCGAUAUGGCAGGGAAGCUGAGCUGAACCAGCUGAGGACGGUAAUGAAGAACCUGUCACUCCUGAAGCUGUUGAAGAAGUCAAAUCCCCGUACAAUAGGUCUCCACAGUUUGGCGAAAUCCUGCUGGAAACUGCUAUUUCAAGUGCCCCAGAUACUUCGUGUUUCCUCUAGGACCAGUAGAGGUACUUCCUCCCAACUAAUGGAAAUGGACAAAGACGACCCCAUAGAGAUUGGAGAGCUGGUAACAAUGAAUGAAGAGGUAGAGAAGGUGAAGGCAAAGAUGGGGAAGAACAAGAGAGUGGCCAAGAAGGCAACAAGAACUAAGAGUCAUUGCUCCUUCUCCGCCUCUUCCUGCUGCUCCUCCAAGGUCAAAGGCACCAAGCCGUCUCACUUCAUCAUCUUGAAGACCUUUCCCAAACCCCCCCUCAAAGGAACCUCCCAGAACUUAACAAAACCUUGGAAAUGGUUUGAAGGCCUGCCCAAACGCAUCCACAUACCAGCCCCCAGAUCACUCUGCCGGCCUUCUUCACUUCGCUGGGUAAAGCGCUGCUGUACCCGGUUCUGUUCUGCAUCCUUGGAGCUGCCAAGGGCUUACCUUUACAAAGCAUGA
Messenger RNA from Gracilinanus agilis (Agile Gracile Mouse Opossum), 666 nucleotides. It is a transcript of the gene TP53TG5, whose product is annotated as TP53 target 5. The coding region runs from base 1 to 666 and encodes 221 amino acids. Lineage: Eukaryota; Metazoa; Chordata; Mammalia; Didelphimorphia; Didelphidae. The record is from RefSeq and is a predicted model, not a curated record. The transcript has 4 exons.